AGAGCGCACGCGUUCUCAACUUUAGUUCUUUGCGAGUGGCCAACGAGUUCGGUUCGUUGCGUGGCCUCCAGUCGGAGUAUUCAGUUUGAGUUCAAGAAAACAAAAAACGGGAAAGUGACAGCUGAAACAAAAAAAAAUAAAAAAAAAAAAGUGGAAAAGAACACAAGAGAAGUGAGCGUAUCUCUCUCAAUUCAACUUAUACUGCAUAUAAAGUGUGCGUGUGUGUGUUAGCCGGGUUUUUGGCCAGUCUAUCGUUUCGAACGGUCCGAGCGAGCAAGGAGCGACAAGCCAAUCAAUCACUUAUUCAACAUGGCCAUUGCUGAGAGCCAUCUAUUCGGCAGCUGCAAAGCUGUUCCAGGCAGAUGCUAUAACAGGAACAAGCCACAUGCCCCCCUCACACAUGCGCCGUUGCUCUAUAUGAUGCUGGCUGCGAUGCUGACUUCGUGCUUGGCACUCACUUCCGAGUCAACAACCCCGUCGUUAUUGGACUUGGCAGAGGCCACCACACUAAUUCCACCACAGCAGCCAGCUAAUGAAGCCAACUUAUUAACAGCAAUCGCCGUUGUGAAUGAGACGAACAUUGAAAUCAAAGCUGAGAAAACUAUUGCUGCUGAAGUUGUCGAUGAGUUUGAACCGCUCGUGGGAUUGGAGCAGGGUAUACGCAAUGCGGUGAAGAGCGAGGUUGAGUCGGAAAUUGAGGCAGACUCAGUUCGGUUGGAGACACUGCAGGUGGAGCAGCAGGAAACUGAGGAGAAACCAGCAAACACCAAUGAUGAGCAAAAAGAUGCAGCUAAAGGUGUGCGUGAGCCGAAAACUCUGGAGGCGAAUGAUGAAUCUCAGCCUGAGGAGCCUGUGAACGCUGAGGUGACUGAGAAUGCUGCGGAGAACGAGAAGGCUGAGGAGACUGAGAAGGCAGAAGACAGUGAGAAGGCUGAAGAGACUGAGAAGACAGAGGAGAGUGAGCAGCCUGAGGAGACUGAAACGGCUGAAAAGGUUAAAGAGCCUGUGGAGAUUCAGCAGUCUGAAGAGCCAUCAGUGGCUGAAAAGUCAACCGACGCAGUUACGAACAACGAAUCCGAGCCAAGCACAGCCAAUGAAAGCUCAGCGGUGGCUAGCGAGCAGGUUGUGGAAAUUGAAAGCAGACCACUGCCAACUGUAACCAGCGAUCUGGUCGCUGUCAUUUUUGAUGAGAAUCGUGCGAUUACAGAGCAACCCAUAACGAAAACCAAUCUGUUGGCUUUGGAACAAGAACAUGAGCAAUUCCAAGAGGCAGAGACAACACCACAACCCACACACGAGGUGAGCAGGCAUCAGGUGACCAAGAAGCAGGGCGUUGAGGAUCUACUACCCAUCUAUGUGCAAAAGGAGUAUACAGCGGAACCAACAUCAGUUCAAGUUCAUCUGAAUGAAAUCGAUGAAAACGUCAUUGAAAGCGAGCAAAAUGAAAGCGAGAUACAGGCCGCAACUUCAUCUACCACACAACCAGAUCAUGUGGAAUCAACGGAGGCAGCUGUAAGUGCUGUUCAGCCAGCGGAGGAAGCUGUUGUCGAGGGUAGCGAACCAGUUCUAACAGCCGCAUCAGAGACGCCAGAAGAAUCUUUGACGCCCACAGAAGUUUACACUGAGCAAUCAGAAGAAACCGAAGUGGAAGCUGAGCCUGUGGAACCAAUUGCACCAGCAGUGGAAGCAAUAACUCCAAAGUCCAGCUCAUCAGCUUCUCCAGUCGAGCCUGCCGCUGACAAAAGUGAUGAAUCCAUCGAAGAUGACAGCAAAGAAGAGAGCGAUGUUGCUAACGGCAACUCAGAAAAUCAAACGGAACAAUCUGCUGUGGAGCAAGCUGAAAAGGACUCAUCUGAGGAAUCUGAUGAAUUGUCAGCGGAUGAGCCAAAGGCCAGAGCUGAGGACAGUACUGCAACGCCACUGGUCUCCUAUCCACCACACAAUUCGGGGCAAACCUUCGACAGUAAUCUGGCCGAUGAGCGCAGUGCUCAUCUCUCACUGGCGUCCACAAACCGUUCGACGUUGAUCGUUGCCCUUUGCUCGGGAACUGCGGUGAUAUUCAUUGUGAUUUCAUUGGUCAUCUUUGUAUUGUCAUUCCAACGCCAACGCGGUACUUUGGACAUUGAAAUGCAGGAGCAACGUCUGGGCAAGGAUGAUCUGGAUCAGGAGGAUGCACAAAUGAAGCUGCUCGAUGUGGAGCUAACGGCGCCCGUGAUUAUCGCCAUGGGCAACGAGGAGACCGAUGAAUGUCUUUAGAUCUUCCAAUAUCAAACUGAUUUUGGUACAUUGUAAAUAUUUUAUAUUUUUGAGAUUGAGUUUAUCUUAGUAAAGCAGCAUCGAAUUCUUGAGCUUGCUCCUCCAACUGGUUGUUACAUUUUUGGCUCCAAAUAUCAUGACUUGCAAAAAGCUGUAGAUGCGAAAAAGACGAGAAACGAAAACAGACACAGAAAAACGAACAAAAAACAUUUGCCAUAUUGCUUAAUUUUAGCUGCACUUUAUUCUAUAAGUUCUUCUCUGUUCAAGAAAACACAAAAAUUAUUUAUCUUUAGGAUUUUGAUUUAGAUUUAAGCACACUUUUAUUGAGUCUCUGACGAAAACUCAGAAUAAAUAUUUUCGAUUUAUUAAUAAA
Molecule: messenger RNA, 2629 nt
Organism: Drosophila grimshawi
Lineage: Eukaryota; Metazoa; Arthropoda; Insecta; Diptera; Drosophilidae
Gene: Dtg
Product: protein bangles and beads
Exons: 3
Coding region: 310-2256 (648 amino acids)
Source: RefSeq, a predicted model, not a curated record